UACUUGGUACUUGGUGUUACAUACAUAUAUAAUGUAAUAUAUUAAUAAUGGGUAUGGUGGUUAAAAUUACUUAUAAGUGCCUAUAAUUCUACAGAUUAAUUGUAUGUAUACUUUGGUCUUUGUUUGGAUUUAAAUCGAUUUAAUUAUUUUAAUAUAAGUUUCAACGCUGCAGAAUAGACACAUAAUACGUUAUAGCAGUACCUAUACAUAUUAUUUACAAUAGUCAAUAAUAUAUCAUGUACUAAAUAUUGGAUACACGAUAUAGAUUACGAUUCACAAUUCCAAGAAAGUACUCAAAAUAUCAAGUUGAUAGCUAGUUCAAAAUUAAGUAAAACAAAAUGGAUAAGAGGUUAUACAAUAUAAGCCUGUUAGGCUUGUCCUUCACGUUUCUUUUUGCGGCAUAUCAGUCAAUGGGAAAUAUCGAAAAAACCUUACUGAGAAGUGUGCAACAUGACUAUCCUUCAUUUACUGGCGAUGGUUAUACUAGUUUGUCAAUUAGCUAUUUUGUUUUUGGGUUUGCUAAUUGGAUUUCUCCAUCAGUUGUCAAUUUUACAGGAUGUAAGAUAGCUAUGAUCAUUGGCGCAAUUUGUUACACUAUGUUUUUAGUAUCAUUUUUCUGGCUGUCUUCAUUUUUAUUAUAUCUUAUGUCUGCGGUACAAGGUUUUGGUGCUGCAAUUCUUUGGACAGCACAAGGAACAUACUUAACAUUAAACUCUGAUUCAUCUACAAUGUCUAGAAACACUGGAGUAUUUUGGAUGAUAUCGAAUAUGAGUAUGCUUUUAGGAAAUGCAUUUGUGUCUUAUGCCCUACGCGAUAAAGAUAAUUUUGAUGAAUCAACCCGAACAUUCAUAUACACUGUGCUCAUAGCUGUAAGUGUAUUUGGUGCAUUAUUAUUCUUACUUUUAAGAUCUCCUGUGAGCUCAGAAGGAACAGUAAACGAACGAGUAGAAACAAUAAGUUUUAUUCAGCAAAUCAAAAAUACCAAAUCGCUUUUUUUAACAAAAGACAUGCGCUUAUUAAAUAUAUCAUUUUUUUUUACGGGUUUACAUUUGUCUUUCUAUGCUAGUGUCUAUAGUUCAAGUAUUGGAUUCACUAAAAGAAUGGGUUCCAAUAGUAAGCAACUUGUGGCAUUAUCAGGACUAUUUAUUGGCAUUGGCGAAAUUCUAGGAGGUUUGAUAUUCAGUAUUUUGGGCCAAAAAACUUUUGAUAACAACAUUAUCUCGAAAGGAUUAAGUCAUUCAGCAGUCAUUGCAUUAGGUUUUAUCGUUAACAUUGUUGCAUAUGGUUUGAUAUUUAUAAAUUUACCUGACGACUCACCAUUUGGUGAUACAACUGCCAAAUCGUUCAUUAAUCCCAACCAGUAUCUAGCAAUUUUCUGCAGUUUUCUUUUGGGUUUUGGGGAUAGUUGUUUCAAUACUCAACUUUAUAAUAUAGUUGGACUGAAAUAUUCUGAAAAUAGUGCUCCGCCCAUGGCCUUGUUCAAUUUCAUGCAGUCAAUAGCAGCUGCUCUAAGUUUUUACUAUAGCAAUUAUUUUGGAAUACAAAUUCAACUAAUAUUAUUGAUGGUCUCAUUAACUAUGGCUACUUUAUCAUUCUUUAAAGUGGAAGAAUCUACUGAUAAACGAUAUUAUGAAGCAAUAUAAGAAUUAAAUGUUCAUUAAGUGAAUUAUUUGACCCAUCAUAAUUGUACGUCAAGUUAUUUGUAUUUAAUUUAUUUUAUAAUUUGUAAAGAAAUAAAUAACUUAUAUACAUACCUGACGGC
Molecule: messenger RNA, 1762 nt
Organism: Rhopalosiphum maidis (corn leaf aphid)
Lineage: Eukaryota; Metazoa; Arthropoda; Insecta; Hemiptera; Aphididae
Product: UNC93-like protein MFSD11
Exons: 10
Coding region: 339-1643 (434 amino acids)
Source: RefSeq, a predicted model, not a curated record